Molecule: messenger RNA, 8086 nt
Organism: Clupea harengus (Atlantic herring)
Lineage: Eukaryota; Metazoa; Chordata; Actinopteri; Clupeiformes; Clupeidae
Gene: leng8
Product: leukocyte receptor cluster member 8
Cellular component (GO): nucleus
Source: RefSeq, a predicted model, not a curated record
GCACCCUCGAUACAGUGAUCUCGAAGCUCCUCGUCACGUUUAGCAACCAUUUUGUUCAUGGUGCAGUUAUUCGAAGCUGUAGAGCUAUCUUCCUCUGUGUUUACGUCCCGAAAAGAGCUGAGAAGAUGGCAUCACUCGGAUAACAGUUACGGAGUCGAUUAUAUAUAUAUGAAUUCGAUAUUCCCAUAGGUUUUGGUUAACUCGAUAAACUCAAAGAUAAACUGUCUCAAGUGCAGUUUGUUUUUCUAGUGUUUUUUAGGUCGUCAGACUGAAAAAGCUCAAGUGCUAGGUUUAGCAAGCUAACUGGCUAGUUAGCUAACUUGCUAGUGGCGAAAUGGCGGCGAAUACAACGCAGUCAGCACCUCCAGCUAACUGGCCAUUUUCUGGUGCCCCAGGCACAGACACCCCUGUACAUGAGAACCCAGAGUGGGAGAAGGCCAGGCAGGCCCUGGCCUCCAUCAGUAAGAGCCAGAAAACAACUAAAGCCGCUCAGGCAAACCGCCCAAACGUACAGGCUGGGCAGUAUCAGCCCUCUGCAACUGAUCCAGCUGCACUUCAGCAGCAACAACAACAGCAGCAGCAACAACAACAACAGCAGCAACAGUAUUUCCAGUGGUACCAACAGAACCAGCAGCAGCAGCAGCAGCAGCAGCAGCAGCAGUACGGCGGGUAUACAUACCCAUACAACUACUACUACCCUCCCAUGGCUCCGUAUGGUGGAGGUUAUCCUCAAGGUCAGUAUGGUGUUCCCGGGCCGUACCAGCCACCCACCACCCCAGCUGGACAGCCUCCUGUCAUGCCCAUGAUGGAAGACCAGUCUUCCAGUUACCCUUCCCAGCCCCAGCCCCCUCUGCCCUCUGCCCCCCAGCCCCCUCCUCAAAGCCCUACCAACUCAGACAAGCCCCCUCCCCCUCCACCCCCUACUGCCCCCCCUCCUCCCAACUCCCAGUACCCUCAACCACCGUCCCAAUCCCCUUACACUCCCAACGGAGCCAUGCCCUACCAAGGGAACUACAACCACAACCAGCCUCGCUAUGGCCAGGGCUACCAGGGCCAGGGCUACCAGGCCUCCCAGCCAAACACACAGCAGCAGGCCCCCCAACCAGGACCGUACGGAGGCGCAGGAAGGGGUGAAGGAGCCAAGAAGCCCAACAAUCUUAAUAAUGUCAUCAAAGGAGGACAGCCACUCUGGCAGCGAAUGAAACAGUCUCCUGGAGCUGGAGCAGUUAAGUUCAACAUUCAAAAACGCCCAUACGCUUUGACCGAUCAGAACUUCCCGGCAGGCGAACAAGACCCGGCAUUGGCUGCCGCCACGGGAACGGUUGCGUCAGUUACUACUGCGGUCACGGCCACAGCUGCAGGAGGUGUUCAGAAAGGGCCUCAGGACUGGCCCCAGGCCAUGAAGGAGUACGUGCAGCGCUGCUUCACUGCCUGUGAGUCCGAGGAGGACAAGGACCGCACUGAGAGAACGCUGAAGGAGGUCCUGCAGAAUCGCCUGCAGGACGGCUCAGCCUACACUAUUGACUGGACCAGAGAGCCGCUGCCAGAGCUGAAGACCAAGCAGUCCCGCUGGGAGGCCGUGACCCCUCAGCGCAACCAGGACAUGUCCAUGGGCAGAGGUGGAGCCACACGAGGUCGUGGGGCCGCAGCCCGUCUGGGGCACUACAGGAAUGUGUUCACCCAGAGAAGCCCCUCCUCCAGCUCCUCGCGCUCCUCCUCCCGGUCGCCCUCCCCCUCACACGGUCGCCAUCGUGACCGAGACAGGGGAGACCGACGCAGACGCAGUGACUCAGAUUCCCAGUCUGACAGCAGCUUUUCCAGCGACCGGCCGCAAAUCUCCCGCCGGAACCAGAAAGGUGGGCGAGGUCGCGGAAAUGAUCGGGAUCGGGGCCGAGGUGGCGAUAGAGGAAGAGGAAGAGGAGGGAGAGCCAACAGAGGAAGGAGAAACAAUGAUGACUCCACUGGGAUGGGCAAGAAGCGGAAAGGCGGGAACGCUGGCCUGGACUUCCAUGACCCCAUGCGGGAGGCCAAGAAGCAGAGCCGUGCAGCACGCUUCCAAUCCAAACUGCGCUCAGAGCCACUGGUGCUGAACAUCAACUCCAUAGAUAUGCCCAACGCCACUCAGGAGGGACUCAGCUGGGAGGACUGCCCAAUUGUGGGCACCUGCCAGGACAUCACCAAAAUCUACCUGCGCCUCACCUGCGCCCCAGACCCCUCCACCGUCAGACCUGUGUCGGUUCUGAGAAGGUCUUUGCCUGCAGUAAAAGCCCACUGGAAGACUAAACAGGAUUACCAGUAUGCCUGUGAACAGAUGAAGUCCAUUCGACAGGACCUCACAGUUCAGGGUGUGAGGACAGACUUCACUGUCGAGGUCUACGAAACCCACGCCCGCAUCGCCCUCGAGAAGGGUGACCACGAGGAGUUCAACCAGUGCCAGACGCAGCUGAAGGCUCUCUACAAGGACUGCCCUUCGGAGAACCUGGGAGAGUUUACUGCCUACCGCCUGCUCUACUAUAUCUUCACGAGAAACUCUGGAGACCUGACGACUGAACUGGUGACCCUGACCCCUGCUCUACGAGAGGACUCUUAUGUGUCUCAUGCUCUAGCGCUCCGUGCUGCCUGGGCCCUAGGAAACUACCACCGCUUCUUCCUGCUCUACCGGAAAGCCCCGCGCAUGGCGCCUUACCUCAUCGACAAGUUUUUAGAAAGAGAGAGGAAGCUGGCACUCGUAGCCAUACUCAAAACAUUCAGACCCACAGUACCGGUGGAGUAUGUCCAGUCUAGCCUGGCCUUUGAUUCUUUAGACACAUGCCAGGCCUUUCUGACGAGUCUUGGGGUGUCUUACCUGCUCUCUGACCCCACUAUGAUAGACUGCAAAGCCAGUUUUCCCUGUGUGGCUGCUUCCUGAUCUAGGGGGCUUUUGGGGAAUGGGAUCCUGGGAGGGGGGGAAUAAGAGCGCUUUCACAAGAAGAGAUGGCAAGGCUAUAAAAGGGACCUAGUUCAGCACUGCCUAAGCCUGGAGGGACGUAGUCUCACACACAAGUACACACAGAGCUAUGGUUAGACAGACUCUUCAUCAUCAUUGUUAGAAUGGUAUAGACAAAACCUAGCUCUCACCUGCCAACAUCUUAGAUACAUCAGACACCUUCAUUAUUGCUAAGAGGAAUCAUAGGACACUCCCUGACAGCAGUGACUUCAUAUACUCACAGUGACCCACUCAGACUGAUGAGCAUAGCAUAGGCCCAUGCACUCAAGAACACUCAAGUUCUCCCAGUCUUAGAGCUUGUACACGAGGUCAGCCCAGCAGACAGGCAGCCAGAGGCAGGGUAGUCUCAGGGUCCCCCAGGUCACAGCCCUCCUAGAAAAACUAUCACUAAGCUAACAGUGUUUUGUUCUCAUGUUUUUUUCUUCCCCCCUCAAGCCAGCAGCCUCAAAGCUCAAGAGAAGACAAAAGUCCUCCAAAGCCCAAAGAAAGAAAAGCUCAAGAGAAGAGUUCUGGUGAAAUCCAUGUCCUGUUUCCUGUUGGCGAUGUGGUCCAUGUGUCCAGCCUAAAGAGACUUACACUCUUGCCCCACAGUGCUUGCAGGGAUCUCCAGCAGCAGUCCAGGAGCCCGUGUGAAGAAGAUGGUGGUUUGUAUGCCCUAACCUGCCCCACACACCCCGUCAGGGAUGUCUGCAGUGUACCCAACGCCAUGUAAUGAUGGGGUGUGGGGGGGAUAUCGUCUUUUCUCACCCUCCCCUCCACUGUGCCCCCCCGCGCCCCCCCCCCAAUUCCUCUGCCCUGUGAAGCUGUUUGUUGACUGAGAAAGCCAAGAGGCUUGAAGCUAGCCCCUGGUGCUAGUGGGCCAUGCCUGGUGCAAGAGCCUCUUCUCCACCCAGUCACCAGGGAUCACAGCUUGAGGAAAUUUGGUGUUGAUCACUCGCUCAUCCACCUCCCACUCCCCUAAUUAAAGUGAGCUAGUGUAGCCGUGUCACACAGCUGGUGCUAGGCAUUGACUUUGUAAUGGAUGAAGUGUGCCCUUUGUUACGGGGACAACUUCCCCCCGUUCACAUGCUCGCACACACGCAGCCACCCGGCCACUUAUGCUUAAAGCCCUUACCGAUGCCGCAAUCAUUUAGGAGCAGUUCUUCGCCCACCCUCGACCUGCUGCAAGUCGUCGUAGGCCACAGUCCUAGCCAGUGUGUUCAGGCUUAUCUCCACCCCUCGCGUUAAGAUGGCAGCCCAAGUUUUCCACCCAUGUAGAAGAUGGAUGUCGCUUGCCGCCCUUCGGAAGUGGCAGCUGCCCGAUAGUUCCCCCGUGGCAGUUGACGGCCGCGGCUCUCCAUGAUGGCGGCCUCCAGGCUACCAGCCCCGCCAUUACCCAGAUGGCCCCAGGCGUGGUUCACCCCUGUGUGCUGGUGCGGGUGCCGGUAGCUGCUGUCCAUCACCAGGCCACCACUCGCCCAGAUGGUGGUUGUUCCAGAUCCAGGCACAAGCUGGAAGGCUUUGGGUUUGUAUGUAUGUGCUGCUGCUACACAUAACACCUCCCCCAUGUCCAAAGGCUGAUCACGUGUGCAUGUCUGGUAAGAGAAAAAGGGACUGUGCUGGCUGAAAGGAGAGGAAUGGAUGAUGACGCAGCAAGUAUUCUGAUGUGCUCGUGCUGUUUUUAAACUUGUUUGCGUAUGCACACUGUCAGAAUUUCUAAUCAAAUGUUUAACUGUUUUCAGAGUCUAAAUGUUGCCCACAAGGAAAAUGCAGUAUUAACGCUUGCCAGUCUUAAAACAAUAUUUUCUAAAUUAAAACCUGAUACAUUUUUGCAUUCAGUAAAAUUGAUUAAUUCAGAAGACCAGAAUACUGGACCUAGUCUUACACCAAAAUAUCUGUCUCUGGAUGCAGGAUUAAUUAUGGGUAGACUGGUUCAGGCUCAGAGAAGAGUGUGUAAAGACCAGUGUUGUUAUCCAACAUUUAACAUUUUGAUCUUGUCAGUUUCUCAUGAAGUAAGGUUGUAGUGGUUUGUCUAUUUUGCUUAUUUGAGAUUAUUUUGGUGAAUUCUGGACAGUGUUUCUUUUAAGAAUGUUAAUGAGCUGUAAACAAUCUGCUGGUCAAUUGGGUCUGAAGCUUUAAAUGUGUCCCUCACCCAUAGUUCAUCUUUCAUUCAGUGCCAUGUUGCCAACAGCAUUGUUGGCCACGUAGAUUCGGACUGUCGCAACCCCCUCUCCACAGGCUGUAGAAGUGUAAAUAGUGUACAGAAUGUUUUUCUUUACAUUUUCUUUCUUUUCGUAUUUUAAUUUGUACUUUUUUCUUCUCUUUUUUUUUUUUUAGUGGGUAAGUGUAUGUGUGAAGCAGAAUGAAGUAACAAUCUGUGCUUUGGUGUGUCAGCCCAGACGCAGCUGCUCUCUUUUUGGUGUAAAGUAAACAGUUCAUCUCAGGCUUCAUAUUUCAUUGUCAGUAAUGAUGAACAGAGAUGGCUGAGCUGCUGCUGGUCUGAAGUACCAAACAGAGAUUGUGCUUGCUAGGGCUCCAGGCAGCCUGUAGAUGACUCAUGUGACAGGUCUCAGUGAGUGUUGAAACGGUAAUACAGUCAAAGCUGAUCCUGCCCCUCAUGAAUAAUGUUGACUAGAGGUCAACCUGCAGUACGCCUAGCAAAUAAUGCCACCCAACAGACUAACUUUUCUUUACAGGGAUUGUAAUAAAGUAUUGUUUUUCCUCAAUAAACCAAAUCUUUUUCUUGUCCUUUUAAAAAAAGCUAGCUUUGUUUAGUAGCAUGCUGUCACCCCUCACCCGCGUCUGUAAUGCCACCGAGACAUUCCAUAUCACUCCGCUUGUUAUUCUAUACCUGAUCCUUUCUGUAAGCGUUUCUCUUUCUUUUUUUCUAGUUUAAUAGAGGCUCUCAUGGUAUCUGUUGAUUUCUUGAUUAUCCAUCAAACUUUAGGAGCUUUGAGUUUUAAGGUAUGGUUCACAGACUGGCAAGAGAAAGAUUUGGUUUAAUGCUACCAAACAAGCACCUGCUGUUGCUUCUCUCUGUCUAGAUGCAUUUGAUAAUUACACAGAUGUGUUGGUGGAUUGUUCCAUCCUGAUCCAUUCAUCUCCAUGUUGAGUGCAAAUGGCAGUCACUGAAAAGAAAAAAAAAAUCACUCCUUGAUAAGUAACACAAUGAGAAUGCGUUUGGAAAAGACUUGAACUAUUUCUGUCCCUACCUACCUUGGUGGCAUUUGAUCCAUGAGACAAUUUUGUCACAAUGACACAAAUUGGGAGUAGUACUCGUUUCUUUUGGGGGUAUUUUUUUGUUAGGAAAACAUACCCAUCAAUAUUGUGUAACUUUGCAGGAGCAGUUAUGUUGUUUUUCUUUUCUUUUGUUUUCAUUGUACAUUUGAAAUGUGAGUGCAUUGCAAAGAUAGUUGUACUCUGUGUUCUUGUCUUAUGGCUUCUACCCUUUUCUCUAUCUGUGUUCUUUUCUCUCUCCCAUCCAUUUUCCCUGAUGUUUUACUGACUACAAGAUUGUUCUGUCUCUGCAGUUUUCUGCAUUUUGGGAGCAGAAGGAGGUUCUGAAAUUAAAGGGGGAGAAUGCGGUGAAAACUGGAGAAAGCGGUGGGCACUGGAAGACUUGCACCAACAGCUUAUGUCUCUGCCAUGUUCUCAGCCUAAUCAAUAAAUGCCUCUGCACGUGAAGAUUGAGUUUUGGUUAAUGUUAGCCAUCAACUGUCUGUGUUGUGUUUUUAUCUCAUUUCCAACUAAAACACUACAUUCUCCUAGCCAGUCAGUAACCAAGACUGCCAGUUAACAGCCAGCUACUGUUGUUUACCUGUAGCUUCAAGACAUGGAUUUAAACUAAGGAAUACUCUCACUAUAAAUCUAUUAAUUUCCCAAUGUGUGUGUUUUCUUUCAAUCUGACAAGGGGUUUACUGUUUGUUCAGAAAUAUCUGCAUCCAUUGUUUGGUUUUCUUUCUUUCUUUUUUUUUUGCCCAGCCCUUCUGGUAGUAUUUUGCCAUUCUUGUUAGUUCAUUAGUUAAUACAGUAACUAGCUUAAUUGAGAAGUUAAAAUAUUAAGUGGUGAACUUCACUAAGUUAAAGGAAAUGAAGACAUUGAUUUGGUUUUUUAGAAACGCAAUGGAUCUGGACAUGCAGUAACUCUACAGAUGUUAAAGUUGAGAUGUUUCCUUUUAUCAUGAUAAGCUACAUUUAAUUACUCAGAAGCUCCUCUUUAUUUUCUGUUGGCAGAAUGUCAGAAAUAUAGCUUUUUAUUUAUUUUCUGUAGUUGGUUGUUGUCUGUAAUUGUGCUCUGUGACAUUAACUCCGUCAGUCUGCCACUCCCCAGCUAAACACGAUUCUAAUGCAUUUGGAACAGACCCACUGUUCUUACCCAGCCUUGCCCACUGUUUUAUCUGUUUUAUUUUUUUACCCCUCGGUGAAAUGCUUACAUUCAGUACCUUUUGUAUUUCCCUCUUUCAUGCCAUUAUUGCUGUCAACAUGGUGAAAUUAAUCCAUCUGCCAUUGACUAACAGCACUGAUCCUCCCUGGAGAUUUAGGUGAAGCUUCUUUCGGCCCCUGUCAUCACUGUUUUAACCCCAUUCUUCCACGUUGUCCCCCCCCCUUUUUUUUUUUCCUGCUCAGCGGUGUUUUGUUAGUAGUUUUGGCCAAGCAUCUUAACCGGCAUGCCUAGUCAUGUGAAUGUUCUUGUCCGUGUCCCUUUCUUCGCCCCAUUUUUUUUUUCUCUUUCUUGCUUUCUGUUACUUCCUCAUUCUUUCUCUGUCUUCAUGCUGAUUUUGAGCCUGUGUGCUAUCAUCUUUCCUUUCCUCUCCUCCCUCUCCUUCCACUCUGUGGAGUAUGUGUUGAGUAGUCUUUGCUGAACUGUAUGUUGGUACUACUAGCACAUUCUCUCAGUAGUAAGUAUGGCAUUUGUGCUGCUUUGGUCCCGUUUCUCUUGCAGCUGACUCCAUGGAACUCGUGAGGAUGUUCUUAUUCCCACGGGGAAACAUGUAUGUCUAACUCCUUUGAUCCUCCUCCUUAUUUGGAUAUUUUUUCUUGCUGUUUUUUGUAAAUAUUAAUGUACUGUACAUAUGUACUUACGUUCUUCAAAAAUAAGAAAUAAAGGAAAUUUAGAACAUA